AUGAGACAGCCUAUAGGGAGGAGGUCAGAGACCUGGCUGUGUGGUGCUAACAACCUAUCUCUCAAAGUUAUGAAGACAAGGGAGAUGAUUGUGGACUACAGGAAAAGGAGGACAGAGCACACACCCAUUCUCAUUAACGGGGCUGUAGUGGAGCAGGUUGAGAGCUUCAAGUUCCUUGAUGUCCACAUCACCAACAAACUAACAUGGUCCAAACACACAAAGACAGUCGUGAUGAGAGCACGACAAAGACUAUUCCCCCUCAGGAGUCUGAAAAGAUUUGGCAUAGGUCCUCAGAUCCUCAAAAAGUUCUACAACUGCACCAUCGAGAGCUGGUUGCAUCGCUGCCUGGUCUAUACAAGAUAUGGAAAAUGCUACACUUUCAAUGGGAACAAGUCGACAUCCAGGAAAACCAAGCAAGGUGGAAUGGGAAAUGGGCUGGAGAUAAUGUUGGAUAUUCAACAGGAUGAGUAUCUUCCCAUCUGGAAAGAGACAAAUGAGACGUCGUUAGAGGCAGGGAUCCGCGUGCAGAUCCACAGCCAGGAUGAGCCUCCCUACAUCCACCAGCUGGGCUUCGGAGUCUCCCCGGGAUUCCAGACCUUUGUUUCAUGUCAGGAACAAAGGCUGACCUACCUGCCCCAGCCCUGGGGGAACUGCCGCUCCACCAGCGACCAGAUGAUCCCGGGAUACGACACCUACAGCAUCAGUGCCUGCCGCCUGCGCUGCGAGACCAGGGAGGUGCUCCGGGAAUGCAACUGCAGGAUGGUACACAUGCCUGGAACUGCUGAUAUCUGCACUCCCAGUAACAUCAAGUGUGUCGACAAGGCGCUUGCCCUUCUCCAGAAGAGCACUGGGGACAGCUGUCCCUGUGAGACACCAUGUAACCUGACCCGCUACGGCAAGGAGCUCUCCAUGGUCAAGAUCCCCAGCAAGGGCUCCGCUCGCUACCUGUCCAGGAAGUACGACAAGUCUGAGGAGUAUAUCAGAGACAACUUUCUGGUGUUGGAUAUCUUCUUUGAGGCUCUUAACUAUGAAACAAUUGAACAAAAGAAAGCGUACGACGUUGCAGGUUUACUAGGUGACAUUGGAGGCCAGAUGGGCUUGUUCAUUGGAGCCAGUAUUUUGUCCAUUUUAGAAAUAUUGGAUUAUGUUUACGAGGUGAUAAAGCACAGGCUGCAGCGUCUGCUGAGGCCACAGAAGGAUGAGAAGAAACAACAAACGACCACUGUUGCCACUGUGGAUCUGCAAGAUGUGAAAGCCAAUAAGGAUUACAUCCCCCCAGAGGCAACUUCAAUUCCCAGGUCCCUCUCUCAUGAGGAACAAAUUUACUCCUUGAGUCCAUAUAAAAUCAUCCAAAAUCAUCAAUUUUCCAUAGACGUAAAAAAAUUAUCUACAUGAAAUAUCUACCAUUACAUCAAAGGUAUUAUCAUUUUGGUUUAUUCAAAAGCAAUAUUGUUUGGUUUAUUGAGCCAACACACUGUACAUAAUUUAGGGUUGGUUUUCCAGACAAAGAUUUAACCUAGCCCAAGACUAAAAAGCUUGCUCAAUGGAGAAUCUCCAUUGAACGUGCUUCUUCGUUCAAGACAAAUCUUAAUCUGUGUCUGGGAAACUGACCCAUUUAGUAUAUCUUAUUACAUUGUGGUCUUUGUGGCAACCAGGAGUCCAGUGACAUGACCAGAAGUCACCCAGAAGGAGCCUACGCCAAUACGAUUCUACCGAAUCACCAUCUCCCCCACCACCAAGGACAGCCACAUGGAGUGUUUGAGGACUUUGCCUGCUAGACCCAGUGGCCAUCUUUCCACCCUGAUGACAAUAAAAUGACAUUAAAAUAUGUCCUCUCAGACCCUGGGACCUCAGUUCUAUACCUUUCUUGCUGUCACCAGUGGAAAAAGCUACAGCCAAAGUCGAACACCAAACCUGUGCUGCUAAUAGACCACUUGUAUGUAAGCACAGAUUGGACCCCACAGUACUGUCCGGCUGGAGACGCCCACCUUCGAUCCCUAUUCUGGUUAUUUUGGUACAUGGUCACCACAUGGGAACAAGACAAGGACUGCAUGUCAUCUUGAGCCAUCUUGAUAUACUCACCUCCAAUAUCUUGAUGUAUGUACCACUCUUAAUCUUGUUUCCACCAAACUAUUUGUCAAUAAGUUCUCACUUACUAUUUUGAAUCAUAUCAUUGUAAAUGAUGUAAUUAUUUACUGAGAUAUUAUAAUUUCCCCUUUAUAUUGUAUACAAGAUGAGACUCGAUAAGACAAGUGGUCAUAUUCAAUCUAACCAUUAUAUAGAGAUAUCAGCAAACAAAAUCAGAGAAGAUAUUACACUGAUCUUUUAGCGAGUUAAACCCCUACUACACUUACUUUGAUGAUAGGGCCCGUACUAUAUACACACACUGUGUCUUGUUUAUAGUAAAGGUGUGUUAGAGUUUAGUAUUAUAUAUGUACUGUACAUGGUUCCAACCUGAGUACAAAGAGAAAGCACUGUUUUAAAUGGAUAAUGAUUCAUUUAAUAUAUAACUAAUACAAAUGUUGGUAAUUUAUUGAUAUAUUUUAGAGAAUAUUAUUUUUUAAAUAAUAUGAUUGUAGCUUCUUCUUGCUUAUUAGUGAAACCAGUCGGAAAGGUGAUGAUUGGAAUUGCAUUGCUCCAGGCAAUUCAUAUAUUUUUCAGAUUUACUGACUUGGGUAAAGGUGAAGUUCUUACAGCAAUUAUGGCGUCCAAAUUAGGACAGCACUCAAAGGUAAUGAAUAACAACAAGCGUGACAUGGAUGAAUCAUUUGGGCCCUUCUGCAAAUGCUGUGGUCAUUUCAAUGACAAAGUCCCCAUUAAGGUUGCUUAAGGUUAUAUAUUCUAUAACAGAUGUGUGACACAAGUUAAUGCUCCCACAGUUUAAAGCCAAAGCAACAAAUGAGAGGGUGAAUUUUUUUGGAACCAAACAAACAACCAUUCCCUUUCACUAUAUGCCAGUCCUGUGGGGAACAGUUUGUAGUUCGGCACACAUUUGCGUGUGGGAACUAUAACACACAUCGUUGAACACAUUCAACAGACUGUAGUACCUGAUCUCCUCCAUUUAAAGAAAGAGCCAGAAUAUUAUUUUCCCAAAAUCCCUGUUGGAAGUAAACUGACUUCCAAAAUAAUUGUUUUAUGUCUCCAAGCACACUCUCUUGGCUUAAAUAGUGAAUUUGAUAAAGAAAAAGCUGAUCUAGGACUAAACUGCUGUCAACUCUCCUAAGUGAAACAGUCUCCGUGAAAGACCUAUCAAAGACCUUUGAGUACUAUCUGACAAUCCACUGUGGGUUUAAGACCUCCACCAUUUUGUUGGAUUUUGCUGGGUUAUUUAUUUUUACCUCGCAUUACAGCGUAUAUGAUCACAUAAAUAGAUGUCAAGAUGUUAUCAACUAUUUCUUAAUCAUUUGGUUUGUGAUCUUAAUAUUGGUAACCAUACUGUAGUCGAGUGCUCCGAGCUGUGCUUUGUUAGACAAGUCCACAAUGAAAUUACACAUUCAUCAGCGUAGAGAAUCCACUGUUGCCCAUGUCAAGUAAUCAUGGCUUUUAAACAUGGCUUUUAAGUAUUCAUAAUCAUGUGUCACUAUGACAUUUUCAAAGGUUCCCAAUCACAGUCUCUGAUGGCAUCCUGUACUGGCUCUGCAUACAAACUUUCUCCUCGGUCAUCACUAACACUAUCCUCUCCACUAAAGACAGGCCACACACACAGAUGAGAUGCUGUACAAGGGUGAAUGUGGGGUCAAAACGCAAUCUUGACAUCACUUGUUACAGUUAUCUAUAGGCGGUCAAGUAUUUAUAGAUCCAGAAACGCCUAACCAGUCUGUCUCUACAGCGAAAUGUAUUUGCUAUGUGUAUAGCAUACAUGUACGGCCUGUCUGAGAAUGUGUCCAUGGAAUUCAGAAAGAAUUUGGUAUGUAAUAUUACAACUAGUAUGGGCAAAUUACAACAACACCUGUGCAUAUUACUGUGGAACUAAAUGGUUGCUGUAGAUCUGACCUUGCCGGAUUCCCCCCUUGACAACAAUCUGAACAUUUUACAAUUUCUAAAUUUGCCACUCUGCUUGUUCUUUCACUUCAUUUCUCUACUCUGCUUGUUCAGUUCCACAAUUUUCUGUUUCGCAAAUACUGUUUGCAUAUUGUAUAUUCACACAAUCAAAAUCAAGUUCUCAGUAAUAAGUUUGUGUUUUGCGACUUGGUCUCAUCAUGAUCUGAAUGUUCCAUAUAUGACAGAAAUCGGUCAUAGAGUGAGAUGGCAAUGAAGCAUGCAUCGUUACACUGUUGAGGGUUCAAGAAUGGAUCAGAGCAAUUCUAUUAAACAGUAUGGCAUCAAUGGAAAUUCUAUAAGAUUCACAGGAAAACGCUGAAUACAUUUUGUACAGAAGUCUGCUAUUGUGACUGUUUCUUCUGUUGGAACACAUUUUAUAAAUGUUAUGGUAAGUACAAAUAUUAA
Molecule: messenger RNA, 4446 nt
Organism: Oncorhynchus nerka (sockeye salmon)
Lineage: Eukaryota; Metazoa; Chordata; Actinopteri; Salmoniformes; Salmonidae
Product: acid-sensing ion channel 4-A-like
Exons: 10
Coding region: 1-1395 (464 amino acids)
Biological process (GO): sodium ion transmembrane transport
Cellular component (GO): plasma membrane
Molecular function (GO): 2-oxoglutarate-dependent dioxygenase activity; methyltransferase activity; ligand-gated sodium channel activity
Source: RefSeq, a predicted model, not a curated record